This is a messenger RNA of Saprolegnia diclina VS20, 360 nucleotides long. RefSeq lists its product as hypothetical. Lineage: Eukaryota; Oomycota; Saprolegniomycetes; Saprolegniales; Saprolegniaceae. The record is from RefSeq and is a predicted model, not a curated record. The coding region runs from base 70 to 360 and encodes 96 amino acids. The transcript has 2 exons.
CCAAGACGACGUGCUGCGGUGUUUCCUCGACGAACACGACAUUGCCCGUCCGCAACUCGCCCAAGGUGUAUGGGCGCUCUCGGCGCUUUCCUACGUCACGAGUUUGUGCUCGUGCAGAAUGACGAAGCCACGCGCUUCUUCGCGCCGUCGCUCGCCGAGAAGCUGCGCUGGCUCCAAGUCCUUCGCAGCAGCGUCCAGCGGCUCGCCCAAGGCGGCACCGGCAUGAAUCUCUCACACAACCGCGUUGUGCCCAAGGCCAAGACAGCCCGCCCAGGACGUAUGUCGGCCAAGCAGGUGGUCGAGCCGGCGCUGCCCGACGUCGCCUACAUCGUCAGCGCGUUUCCGCCACUCGAGUCGUAG